This is a messenger RNA of Papaver somniferum (opium poppy), 681 nucleotides long. RefSeq lists its product as uncharacterized. NCBI's taxonomy places the organism in Eukaryota, Viridiplantae, Streptophyta, Magnoliopsida, Ranunculales, Papaveraceae. The transcript has 5 exons. The coding region runs from base 1 to 681 and encodes 226 amino acids. The record is from RefSeq and is a predicted model, not a curated record.
AUGGAAUUUGACAAGGAGAUAAUACACUUAAACUUAUUUGAAGCUAUAUUCUACCCAACUGAUGUGCAUUCCGUUUACUCCAUUGAUGUGGUUGAUUCAUUAGGGCAACAACUGGUGGAUUCAGUCAAUAGGAAAAACUUGGUUAAAACUGAUGAGAUCAUCGAUUGUUAUGAUAUUUAUAGACAACCGAGUGUUAAUCAUCCUUUGCUUUGUAAUCACACAAUACUGAUGGCGCAAAGUUCGCAUCCGAAAGGAAUGAAAUCGGAUAAUUCCGGGACAUAUCAACUUACACAAACUUGGCAUAAGUAUGGAAUAUGUCCAGAAGGAACUAUCCCUAUUCGAAGGAAAGGAAAAGACUACGAUCCCACACUUUUGCGUAAACACAUCCCUCUAAAAUUAUCACCUUAUAAGACUAAUGUUACAUCACAAGACGAUGUUGAUAGCGGCCAUGGUCAUGAGUACGCAACCAUUGAGGUGGAGGGAAAUUUUCUAGGAACACAAGCAAAAAUCAAUCUUUGGCAACCAGUUACUGGAAUAUACGAUGAAAUGAGUACAUCCCAAGUUUGGGUUACAGCCGGUCCCUACAACUAUAUCAACGCUAUUGAAGCUGGAUGGCAAGUUUCUCGGAAACUACACGGUGACGACUAUACCAGGUUUUUCAUAUCCUGGACGGUAAGUUAA